Messenger RNA from Eriocheir sinensis (Chinese mitten crab), 6362 nucleotides. It is a transcript of the gene Dab, whose product is annotated as protein disabled-like. The record is from RefSeq and is a predicted model, not a curated record. Bases 588 to 6254 code for a protein of 1888 amino acids. The transcript is spliced from 7 exons. Lineage: Eukaryota; Metazoa; Arthropoda; Malacostraca; Decapoda; Varunidae.
AGUGGUGGUAGUGAAGGUGUAGUAGUAGUAGUAGUAGUAGUAGUGGUGGUGGUGGUGGUGGUGGUGUUGAUACGGUGUUGAACUUGCACUAAUUUCACUUAAUUAUCUUUUUUUGUGAAGGUUUUGGUGUUGGUGGUGAUGAUAGUUGUGGUGGUGGUGGUCGCAUAGUCACUGUGGUGGUGGUGUGGUGAUGUCAUAGUGGUGGUGGUGGUUGUGUUGAGUGUUGAAAUCUUGAAGUUAUUGAGGCAAGGAGACAGUGGUGAUUGUGGCUAAGUGGUGGUGGUGGUGGUGGUGGUGGUGAUGUAGACGUGAGAGUUUGAUGUGUUGGAGUUGAUGCUAGUGGUAGUGAUGAUUGUGGUAGUGAAGUAGGCUAGGUGGUGAUAGUUGUGGUGAUUGUGGUGGUUCUUAGUGGUGUUGAUAAUGGUGGUGGUGAUGACGGUGGUGUAAAACAUUCAUAACAACAACUAGUGUAACCUUGUGUGUGUGUGUGUGUGUGUGUGUGUGUGUGUGUGUGUGUCCUCGUCACUCCACAACCUCCAGUACGUACACACAGACACUCGGUUCGUUCACGCACAUACACCCACCUCAUGUACACCAUUUCACGUACACGCACGUACACACUUAACCACUGUGACAUGUCUACUUCUGUGAGGCGACGCUGCAUUGGGUGCGGGGCUGACGCGGGUGGCAGGGCUGGUGGGGGGGUAGCGGCGCGGCAGGUUACCCCGCCGCUCCCCAUACGCCCACCGCCGCCACUCUUCCCGCUGCCGGCCCUGACGCGGGAGCCCGCCGCGGCGGACGGGCCCGUCAAGGAGGGCUGGGCCCGCCUCAGCUGGCUGGCGCCGCAGCCCCAGGACCAGCUUCAGGCCCAGCCCCUGCCCCAGCUGCAGCCCCUGCCUCAGGUACAGCCCCAGACCCAGCAGCCCCAGCUGUCCACGGAGCAGCAGCGGCUCCUGCACCGCUUGGCCGCCCAGACUCUCUCCCGGUCACAGCUGCAGCUGCUACACCUGCAGCUGCGACAGCCGCAGCCGUGCCCGCAGGAGCGGCGCCACAGACUCUGCCGCAGGUUCACCGUCGGCGCCGCCAAGGAGCCGAACCGCCACCACGACGGCCGGCAGCAGACGGCGGAAGCGGCGGCGGCGGCGGCGUCCGAGAGCCUCCUGGCGACGGGGGGCUCCAGCGGCAGCAGCAGCAGCCUCAACAGCCGCGCCAGUAGCAGCAGCGGCGGCGGCGGCGCCAUGAGCGGGCCGGGAGGCUCCGGGGCCGCGGCGCCCUACAACACCAUCCGGCGGGGCAUCAAGGCCACCACCUCCAAGAUCAUGGGCGCCACCUCCACCAUCAGGCGGCCCCACUCCUCGCCCUCAGCCUCGGCAGAGCGGCAGAGUGGGGUUGAGAAGAAUGACCCGCAGAGGUUCGUGGAGGGGCUCAGCUUCAAGGGCAAGCUGAUAGGGGUGCUGGAGGUGUCCGAGGCGAGGGGCGACAGGAUGUGUCAGGAGGCCCUCGCCGAGCUGAAGAUGGCCGUGCGGGCUGCCGGCGAACACAAGCAGAGGAUAAUCAUCAAUGUGGCCAUGGACGGGAUCAGGCUAAGGGACGAGAGAUCAAGCGACUGCCUCUACCACCACCCGGUCCACAAGAUCUCCUUCAUGGCCCAGGACAUGACGGACACGCGGGCAUUUGGCUACAUCUUUGGCUCCCCCGACGCCGGCCACAAGUUCUUCGGAAUCAAGAGCGAGAAGGCAGCCAGCCAGGUGGUGAUUGCCAUGCGUGAUCUGUUCCAGGUUGUCUAUGAGCUGAAGAAGAAAGAGAUCGAGAAGGCAAGGUCACAGCUGGAGGAGGGCAGAGAAAAGGGAGAGUUCAAGGAGUCUUCGCUGAGUGGCCUGUUCGGAACCAAUGGUGACAGUGGAAUAGUGAGUGCCAGUCUGACAAGUGGGGCCGGGGGGGCUAUUGCAGACUUACUAGACCUUCAAAGUGAACUGAGCUCCCUUCAGAAGGGGCUCUCAGAACUCAGCCAGCAGCGAGCUCAGCAGAACCAGAAGGAGAGCGAGAAGAGCGACCCAUUCGGCGACUCCUUCAAGCCUCUCUUCCCCCCUUCCGACACCACCAAGCCCCGCAUCACCGCCAGCACGGCCCCCACCCCCGCCCCGCUGGCCCCUCCCCCCAUCUCUGGCCGUACCCGACACGACUCCCACCACUCCCAGUCCUCGCAGCAGGCUGGGGCAACGGCAAGUGGUGGCGGUGACCAGAAAUCGUCGAGCCAAGAUUUCGCCAAGUUCCCCGUGACGUUCCCUGAUAGUACGUCCCCCCCACCCGCUCAAAGUGAAACCCCAAGGCCAUCGUCAGAGGCCGGGGACAACCAGGACCGAUACGCAGCCUUUAAGGAAUUCAGGACUGCCCCCGGUGGCUCGUUCAAUGAUGUGAGUGAUCCGAAUCUGUGUGAGGCGCAGGGGGGCGAUGGGAGUGGGGGUGAGGGCAGUGGUGGGGCCUCGAGCCUCCAGCAGUCGGAUGAGUUUGAUGCCCAGUGGUCCAAGGCGAGCUUCAGUGAGGACGGCGCCGCGUCAAGCAGGGAACCUCACUAUGAUGUGUUCACCGACCUCGAUCCACUCGGCACUGGGAAAAACCGCCCGUAUGUUGACAAGCGAGACUUUUUCAGUGAGAUGCGGAAACCCGUGAGACGAGUGCUGAGGGAGAUGGGCGAUGGGGAGGUGUCCAUCCCAUGCUCCCCCAAGACCCAGCCUGGCAUCAUCCCGCCUGAGGUCUCGGCGCUCGUGUCCUCCACCUCCCUGUACGCUACGACGCCACGUUCCAUCGACAUGAUCGCCGCCAAGCGCGUCUCCUCGGCCAACAUCACCCCCGUUCACAGCACCUCCAUCACCUCACACUCCUUCACCGAGUCCUUCAGCCCGCCAGACUCCUUUGGCCAGGAGGACUUCCACUUUCACCAUGGCUCAGAGAAGGAUUUCUACGAGGCAUCGCAGUUCCCUUCCUCAGGCUUUGCGGACUUCCCGGCCUUCCCCAGCGACUCCCCGAAGAGCCAACGGUCGGAGAUGUCUAGCAGCAUACCAGAUGAACCUCCUCCCCCCCUCCCCUGUGGCCCCCUCACUGUGGCUCUCCCCCCUGAGUCAUUCCGGGAUAGUCCACCUCCCUUCUCCCCUCCGCCAGUCCCUAGACCGACCAGCAGGCGAGCGUCAGGCCCAGGCUCACCCCAGCUGUCCCUAACACACCGCUCUCCCAUCACCCACAACCGCAGCAAACUGUUCCUGGCGGCCACCACUUCCCAGAGCCCCAAGACACUCCCCCGCAGCCACAAGUUCAAGAAGCAGGGCAGCUUUGAAAACGAGUGGGAGAUCGUGGACAUGGAACACCAGCGAGGGUACGCCAGCGGGGACCUCACGCCUCCGACCCCCCCGGAGGUACUGAGCGAGGGAGGGCUGAGUCCGAGGCCUAGACCACGCUCGCACCUCUCCAAACAGCUCAGUGCCAGCUCUGCCACGCUGUCCCUGAGGCCGCAGCAGAGAGGACGUCUCAGUGAGGUGGAGCAGUUUUCGUCCCCUGAGCUAGAGAGUCGACCCUUCCCAGUGGAUGAGCUUAGUCUGAGCUGUGAGGAGGCCCCUAAACCACCACCAAGGCCAGCCCACAUUGAGCCUCCGCCGCUGCCCCCAAAGAGACAGCCCACUCACGUCACCCUCAGGCCUCCGCCACGCCCACCACCAACAGCCGACGCGCACUACAACUACAUCAAUGAAUAUGACUCGUCCCCUGAGGAAGGCACCACGCCCCCCAUCCCCAUCCCCGCCAGGAAGCCUCGGUACUCCCACUCCUCCUCUCAGCCAGCCUUCAUCCCCAGCAGAAGCACCAAACCCACCCACCCUGAUAACUUCCAAUUCCCCAAACCCAGCGUGAGCCCCACCCACGAGGCCUCCGGAGCCGUGCCCAAGACUUCAAGGGAAUCGACCCCAAGCAAGUUGUCCACUCCAGGCAAGUCACCCAAGCUCAUCCAGAAGCCUCCGUCGGUUGACCUGGCAAACACGAGCCUUGACCAGUUGGCGGCGACUUUGGAUGUGCCGGUGGAGCAGUUGGCGAGGAUGACGGUGGUGGAGUUAGCCGCUUGUUUGGCCCAGCAGCAGCUUAGACAAGGAGACAAGGAGAGCAUGUCCUUUGACGAAGCCCAGACUCAGCCACAGACCCAAGUCCAUAAGCCGCCUGAGAAGCCCGCCAGGAGGUCUCGAGGGCCAAGCCGGGAGCAGAGCAAGGAGAGGUUUGCCUUCAGCGAGGACGAGAUGUUUGCGGAGUUUGACGCACAGUUCCCGAAGAGUCCCGUUGAGCCCCCAGAGUUCAGCACGGGCGGCCCGGUCACCCAUGCUGUUGGGGCCCCAGUCAGUGAAGAUCGCUAUGCCGUUUUCCGUGAGCUGACUGUCGUGACCAAACAGAAGUCAGUAUUUGAUGAAAACUUCCUCACGCCGCAGAAUUCCAUGGAGGAGGAAGUGUCUGAAGUCUCAUCUGGGACCUUCAAGGCGAAUUUCGAUAGCGACAUGCGACACGACUCCCUAGAACACAAGUCUUCCCUGAGUGACGAUGGUGAUGCCGUGGAGCUGGAGAAGGACAAGGACUGGCACCCCCCCAACCACGACCUGGAGUGCGUCACCGUCUUCAGGAGUCCGGAGAUCAGCGAGUAUGACAACUUUGAGCCGCCCUUCGACGCAAAGUUCGAUGACGACUUCUCCGCCGCCACCAUGAGUGAGAAGAGCCUUACCCCUGUUAACUCCCCCUCCCACCUGCAGCAGCCACACCCGAGACCCCACCUACACCACACUGAUGUCCAGAAGUCUCCGUUCACCGAUGACUUCAGUACGAUGGGUCACGCUGCCGGUACCUCCUCUCUCCAGUCAUCAGGGAGGAGGACGCGGCCGGAGUCGGAAACAUCCUUCGCAAGCUUUGAUGACAACUUUGUACCUUCAACCUCCGAGGCAGACAAGUUCUCCAGUUUCCAGGAGGUGACUAAUGAAGAGACCUCACUGGAUGGCUCCCUCAAGUCUCCCUUCACUGACCACUUUUCAGACCCCAAGAGGAUGGAACAGGCUGAUGACAAUGGCUUUGGUGCAGGCUUUGAUGACCCCUUCACCAGCGUCGAGCCCAAGCAGCGCAGCUCAUCCAGGGGCAGCACAGAGGCCCCAGCGAGGUUCCCUGUCGAGAGCUCCCUCCAGCCUCCCACCGACACCCUGGGAGGCAAAAGGAAGAGUCCAUUUGAUGAUGACUUCACAAACCGCGGCGACAGGUACGAGGUGCUCAAGGAGGUGGAGAGUGAGCGUGAGCCUUCGCUGGAGGGUGAGGUGAGUCGCCUAACCAAGCAAGGGGAUGCCAGGAGCUCUCCCUUUGAUGACUCCUGGCACGGGUCGCAGCGGAACACGCCAUACGAUGACCAGAAGUCCAUCGGGUCCUUGCACUCCAUCCACGAGGAACACAAGAACAUUCCACAUGAGUCUCCGUUCGAUGAUGACUUCAGUCAAGACUCCCGUAAGGCUUCCAUCGACCAUGGCAGGCUCUCACGGUCAGGUUCGGAGCACCGCAAGUCCCCAUUCGGCGACAACUUCACGCCACCAACAUCCGCCAGGCCACACAGGAGCCGAGGUCCCUCCCGGCUGAGCGUUGGAAGUGAAGGCAGCGACAUCAGGCACUCCCCUUUCGAGGACAACUUCAGUUCAAUCAUCGGGAGUGUGGCUGAGGAGGUGAACUUUGACAGUGCAUUCACGAGCUUCCCGACGGAGAGCGAGGAGAGUGACCCCUUCAGCGUGAGGCUCAGCCAGACACAGACGGAGGAGAAGGCCACGGAAGGCGAGCUCCAGUUUGCAGAUUUUGAGAACGCAUUCCAGAAGGCAGAGGCUGAAGCCAGUGUAGCAGCAGAACAACAGCAACAGGCACGGUCAAGUAGUGUAUCCCAGCACACUCCCGGAAGGUCCCCAGAACUAACCGAUGACCCAGCACUUGAAGACGUCUUUCCCGAUGACGAGCAGGAGUUCAAGAUCACCGCGCGCUUCACCGCCCCCGCCACCCUUCCCGCCCCCGCUGACAUGAAGAAGUCCAACUCAGUGAAUAUCUUCCGCCGUAACAGUGACCCCUUCGCCGACGACUUCUUUAGUGAUGAAAAAGAAGCUGAAGCUGCUGCUGCUGCUGCUGCUGCUGCUGCGGGGAAGGGAGGGGAAGGCGACCCUUUCUGGGAGGAACCGUUUGAUAAGUUCAGCUUCCCUAAGGACCAGUGAGGCAGAGGAGGAGGAGGAGGAGGCCUUUCGGAGCUGCUUCAGACAAACAUUUAGUGGAAGAGUGAAUGAUCUUUAUACUCCGAACAAAAAAAAACAAUCGGAACAAAA